Messenger RNA from Chelmon rostratus (copperband butterflyfish), 1604 nucleotides. Its product is annotated as acidic mammalian chitinase-like. Gene Ontology annotation, biological process: carbohydrate metabolic process; chitin catabolic process. Gene Ontology annotation, cellular component: extracellular region. The transcript is spliced from 11 exons. Lineage: Eukaryota; Metazoa; Chordata; Actinopteri; Chaetodontiformes; Chaetodontidae. Gene Ontology annotation, molecular function: chitinase activity; chitin binding. Bases 52 to 1491 code for a protein of 479 amino acids. The record is from RefSeq and is a predicted model, not a curated record.
AAGUUAUUCUCUGCUCUAUUAUUGACAAGCGCUCAGCCAGGUACAACCACCAUGAACAAGCUAAUUCUAACCGCAGGUCUCUGUCUUUCUCUUGGCAGCUUGGUCUCAUCCUCCAGACUGGUGUGUUAUUUCACUAACUGGUCCCAAUACCGACCUGGCAAUGGGAAGUUUAUGCCUGUAAAUAUUGAGCCAAACCUGUGUACCCACCUGAUCUAUGCCUUUUCUGGUAUUAACGAGGCAAACGAAUUGGUCACCAUAGAAUGGAACGACGAGGAACUCUAUAGAUCUUUUAAUGGACUCAAACAGAGGAGUCCAAAUCUAAAAACACUGUUGGCAGUCGGAGGCUGGAGCUUUGGAACCCAAAAAUUCACUACAAUGGUGUCAACACAAGCCAACAGAAAUACAUUUAUCCAGUCUUCCAUCAAACUACUGAGGAAAUACGAUUUUGACGGGCUUGAUCUGGACUGGGAAUACCCCGCUGCAAGAGGAAGUCCUCUGGAGGACAAGCAGAAAUUCACAGUGUUGUGCAAGGAACUCCUGGAGGCCUAUGCGGCUGAGGGAACAGAAAGUGGCCGGCCCAGAUUAAUGAUCUCUGCUGCUGUGGCUGCUGGGAAAGGAACCAUUGAUGCUGGUUAUGAAAUCGCUGAGAUGGCAAAGUACCUGGACUUCAUUAAUGUGAUGACGUACGACUUUCAUGGCACCUGGGAGAGUGUGACAGGACAUCAUAGCCCCUUGUACAAGGGAUCCCAAGACAUCGGGGACCAUGUUUACUUAAAUACUGACUUUGCCAUGAGGUAUUGGCGGGACAAGGGAACACCUGUAGAAAAGCUAAAUAUGGGCUUUGCAACAUACGGGAGAACAUUUCGUCUGUCCACUCAGUCCAGUCAGGUUGGAGCUGCAGCCAGUGGUCCUGCUGCUGCUGGUGCUUUUACCAGGGAGGCUGGCUUCUGGUCCUAUUAUGAGGUUUGCACCUUUCUCCAAGGGGCCAGUGUCCACAUGACCGAGGACCAGAAAGUUCCAUAUGCUGUCAAACAAAAUGAGUGGGUUGGAUAUGACAACAAAGAAAGUUUCGAGACAAAGGUCCAGUAUCUAAAGGACAACAGAUUUGGAGGAGCUUUCGUCUGGGCUCUGGAUCUGGAUGACUUUAACGGACGGUUCUGUGGACAGGGAAACUACGCCCUCAUCAGCCACCUCCGCUCACUUUUAGCUCCAGAGCUUCCUCCCAUUCCCACUGCAGAAACCACCCACAUUCCAGUGACUACAUCUACAAACAAAGACCAACCUGACACCACUGCCCGUCCCAGACCUACAGUCACUACUCCAUCCAAAAUCCCAGACGACAGCUUCUGUGCGACAAAGAUUGGUGGGCUUUAUGCCAAGCCUGAUGCCCCAGGUUCAUUUUACAGUUGUGCCAACGGCAUCACCUGGAUCCAGAACUGCGCAGCUGGUUUGGUGUUUCGAGACAGCUGCAGUUGCUGUGACUGGCCCUAAAAGCCUGCUCAUCAUUUUACAUUCAACAAGCUCUGACAAUUGUAGUUAUUGACAGUGAGCAAAAAUCAUGUCGAUUUACAAUUUUGUGAGUGUUUUGUGUUAGGUUCACUAAA